Molecule: messenger RNA, 418 nt
Organism: Cetraspora pellucida
Lineage: Eukaryota; Fungi; Glomeromycota; Glomeromycetes; Diversisporales; Gigasporaceae
Source: the annotation of a GenBank genome assembly
AUGCCACUUAAAAAAGAUAAAACUACUCGAAAUAAUGCUAUUGAGAAAGCCCUUAAGGCUAUAAAGAACUCCUCAAAUAAUCCUACAGCUUCAAAAUCAACCCUUAGACAUGUCAUUCGAAACAAUGGUCCUCUCAAACGUCCAGGUCCUAAUAAAGUUUUAACCGACCACGAAGAAGAGCAACUGGUUGGUUAUUGCUUGAACAUGCAGAGACUUGGUUUCAGAUUGUCAAGGUCUGGUGUGAAUCAUUGUGUGAUGGAAAUUGUUGGUAGAGAUGGGCACCCACAUCCUUUUAACGAAAAUGGACCAGGCCAAGCAUCAAAUCCUAUUAUAAUCAAUGACCAUUUCAACAAACUUCAAAAAAUUCUUACUGAAUAUUCGCUCACCCUCGAUCGUAUCUGGAAUAUGGAUGAGACAG